Messenger RNA from Eutrema salsugineum, 921 nucleotides. Its product is annotated as cytochrome b-c1 complex subunit 6. Gene Ontology annotation, biological process: mitochondrial electron transport, ubiquinol to cytochrome c. The coding region runs from base 498 to 707 and encodes 69 amino acids. NCBI's taxonomy places the organism in Eukaryota, Viridiplantae, Streptophyta, Magnoliopsida, Brassicales, Brassicaceae. The transcript is spliced from 5 exons. The record is from RefSeq and is a predicted model, not a curated record.
AGGUGGUUAUGGAGUUGGCGAAUAGAGCGCGGCCUCUGACACGGAGGACUGAGAUUGCUCUUUCCAGCUCUUCCGAUGGGACGGCGCCGGAAGGAAAAGGGAGCCAGAGCACGAGAACGACGACGAUGAAAGCCGUGAAGCUAACGGAGGAAUUGAUCGCCAUUUUUGUGUGAUAAGCGAGCUGAAAGAGAGUGUUGACAAGAAAGAUGAACAAAGCGGUUACGAUUUAGUUACGGAAUCUGUUAGAAAGGCCUUUCUCUCUCCACCGGCGUUCCGAUCAGUUUUUUUUUUUUUUUCUCUGCACAAAUGUUGGGCUUUAACUUUGACCCAACAGGCCCAUAUUGGUCAGAGAGUGUCCCGUACUGGAAACGAAACAGCAACUAGACGAAGAAGAAGAUGAAAAUUGGGGGAAAUCGAAUCGAAACAUCAAGGGUUCAUCGUUCGGCUAUCCAUCAGAUUUCCGGUCAAGCUUACGAUCCUUUAUUUCCAAUUUCACCAUGGAAGAUGUGGAAGUUGUUGAUCCGAAAAAGUGCCUCGAGGAAUCUUGCAAACCAAAAUGUGUGAAGCCACUGCUUGAAUAUCAGGCAUGUGUCAAGAGGAUCCAAGAUGAUGAGUCUGGCCACAAACAUUGCACUGGGCAGUAUUUUGAUUACUGGCAUUGUGUUGACAAAUGUGUCGGACCUAAGCUGUUUGAGAAACUUAAAUGACGAGAAACAAAGUUGGGAGUCUCGAGUCUGUGUCUUGUUUUUUUUCCAGGGUUAUAUAAAAUGCAGUGCACAUUGAGAACAUUACUGCAAACCAGAUUGCAUUGGCGCAAAUCUCGGUUCUGUUUCUCUAGCAAGCUAUUCAUUGUUUGCUGAUCUGUUUGUGAUACUUGAUUAAUGCCUAAUAAAAGAAAACGAAGAAUACGGGUUCUGUUUA